Molecule: messenger RNA, 579 nt
Organism: Mesorhabditis spiculigera
Lineage: Eukaryota; Metazoa; Nematoda; Chromadorea; Rhabditida; Rhabditidae
Source: the annotation of a GenBank genome assembly
AUGAUGCGCCUCACACUACUGCUUUUUCUACUCGUACUUUGCCGCCGCUCGUCGGCCAAGAAGCCGAAUUGUUUCUCGGCCCUUCACACAUGCGUUAUAAAUGGUCCCACGGCGGGCAUCACCGUCUCCUCGGUCCGUCAUUUUGUCGUCCCCCGUUUCUGCCUUCAAAUCGCCCAGCACGUCGCCCCGUGCAUUUCGGAAACACUGAACAUCACCCGAACUGGGCGCACAAAUGCCGAGCUCUUCGAUCAGUGCCACAGCGAUUCCAGCUACGAGAUGGCCGCCGAGAAGGAUGAGGUGGCGAUGACUGCCCGGCUCGUGCGAUACGCCUGCGAGAAAUACCCAAAUGUUGCUCAUCACAAGAGCUGUUUUAGCGAAAUUUACGAGCGAUGCGUUCGCGACGAGCCGGGAGCGGAUUGUGAUCGAUUGAAAGCCUGUCAACCCCGCAAAACGCGCAGAAUCUCGAAGCGCAACGCCAAGGAGCAGCCGGCUGCCCCAUCGAGCAUUGUGGAUAGUGGUGUAGCGUACUGGAUCUGUGCCCUGGUGCCGAUGGCCGCCCUCAUCUACCGCAUCGCCAUC